AUGAACAGCGGUGGGCAGGCUGGGGUUUUGGGACCCGCGGAUGAGAUGGAGGAGGGGGAAGUGAGGAGCGAGGACGGGGAGGAGAAAGAAGGAGAGGAGGGGGGAUUCGAGAUGGAGGGAGAAGAGAGAGGAGCAGAGAUAGUGGGGCAGAAGGAUGGGGGUGAAGAGGUGGAGGACGCGGGGUACGAAGAGGAUGACGAUGUGAUCGAGGUGGGUCCUAUUGCGGUAGACACUCAGCCGUUAAAGCAGCAGCAGGACGAGCAGAUGGAGCAGCAGAUGCCACAGAACGUGCAGGUGCUGGAGCAAAGGCCCGGCAGCAGAGAGAAGCACAAGGGUCUAGGAGGACCAGGAGGAGGAGGAGGCACCACCCACCCGAGUGCACGGCGCUCCUUGGCUGCCGCAUUUGCAGGUGCAGAGGGCACUGAAGUGGCAGACGGAAGAAAGCAGGCUGCCUUAGAGAGGGGGGCAGCUGACACGGGUCUGCAGUGCAGCCCUCUUGCUGUGUCCGAUAAGGAGCCUCGAGCUUGCUUGGUACCCGCUACAGUGUACCUCGUUAUAGACAACCUGGAGCAGCUCAAAGCAUUCCCUGCAGGGGAAGGCCCGCAGCUGCUGGAAACUUUCCUCCGCCUGCCCGAACUCUGGGGUGGAGGCUGGGGAGGAGGAUGGGGAGGAGGGGGAGGAGGGGGAGGAGGGGGAGGUGCAGCAGCGGCGGCAGCGGCGAUGGCAGUGGCGGCAUGUGAGCCGGUGACAGUGUUCUUCCCACCGUACAGUGACAAGGAGCUGGAGACUGUUCUAGUGGGGAUGCGGCCCAACCAGCCGCUCUUCCUCUCCUUCCUCAGGCAGGUGGUUCCAGUGUAUUCCCGCGCCUGCCGCUCCCUACCGCACCUCGCCUCGCUCGUGGACCACUCCUGGCCGCUCUACACCGCUCCCAUUGCCACAGGAUCUGUGUCCCCCGACCAUCCCAGCUGUGCGCGCCUGCUGUACAUGCGAGCACAGGAGCACAUAGGAGCCACACUCAAGCAGCCCGUUUCAAUCCUCGUGCGCUCCUCAGUCAUGGAUACUCCUGCUGUUGCUGCUACUGCUGGAGCUCCAAUGGACGUUCCAGAUCUUCCCAUCAUGACUCGAUUCGCCCUUGUAGCAGCAUUCACCUGCUCCCGCAACCCAGCACCAUCCGAUGUGACCCUCUUUAACUUCUCAGACACUAUGCAGCCCGGUGGAAACGGGUUUCGGUCCAGGAGGAAGAGGAAGGCAAGUGCAGGGGAUCUGGACAAGCAGACGAGAGAGGCCAGGGAUGCUCAACAGCAGGGCCCCAUUCCAUUCCCUCUUUCCCGCUGGUUGCUCAUGGCUCACCACUUGGUGAAAGCUCAUUGGUCCUCUCCUCUCGCCUUGGUUUCUAGUGGUGCUGCUGCUGAGUCAGCUCCUGCUGUAGAUGACAGCCUGCUGACUCAGCUUGCAACCCUCAUUCGCGGUGGGCUGGUGAGCCAGUCAGGGGAAGACAGGCUGGCAAGCACAACACGCUUCAAGUGCAGUGCGAGAAAGGAACUGGUGAAGCAGGUCUCCCGAGCCUUCUCCCCUCGCCCUCCACACUACCAUUCCGCCGCCACCCGUCCUCCCCGAGCCUCUUGGCCUGGGGACCGAUCCUCAGGUUCGGGGUCUCCCAUAGCUGUCGCGGCUUCGUGCCCUGACUCCCUCUCGGCGUGGCUCCUCAGGAGAGGUCUAAGCACGGACCGGGACGGCGGGGAGCGUGGCGACACAGGGCUCGGCGACAUGGCCGCGGGCAUGGGCUUGGGACGUGAAGGUCCUUCCGCGCAGGCGCUGAUGCCGCCGGGUCCGCGGGACGACCUCCGCGCGGGCGCGGAGGCGGAGGAAGGCGCGGAGGCGGAAGGCGCGGAGGCGGCGGAGGACGACCAUUUACCAGAGGACGAUCAGGAGGCGGUGUUAGACUCGGUGGUGAAGGUGUUCGCCGUGGGGAGCAGCCCCAACUACCGCCUGCCCUGGCAGAACAAAGCCCAGCGCGAGGUCACAGGCUCAGGGUUCGUGAUUAUGGGCCGUCGGAUCCUCACCAGCGCGCACAUCGUGGCGGAUCAGGCGUUCGUGCUGGUGAGGAAACACGGCUCGCCCAAGAAGUACCUCGCUCAGGUGCGCCGUCCAGGAAGUGCGGGAGGGUGCGUGCGUGGUGGGAAGUGCGGGAGGGUGCGUGCGUGGUGGGAAGUGCGGGAGGGUGUGUGCGUGGUGGGAAGUGCGUGUAUGUGUGCAGGAGGGGACGUGAGGGAGGCAGGUGCAAGCAGUUUCGCACGAGUGCGACCUGGCGCAUCCCCCUCCUCUCCCUUUGAAAUCCCCCCUGCUUCCGCACUUCCCCCCCUCUCCCCCUCCCCCUCUUUCCCCCACCAGGUGCAAGCAGUGGCGCACGAGUGCGACCUGGCGCUGCUGACAGUGGGGGAGCCAGGCGCAGGGGGAGGGGGAGGCAUGGGGGGAGGCAUGGGGGGAAGGGGAGGGCACCACGAGCACGAGCACGAUCACGACCACGGAUUUGGGGACGAUAAGGGCGGCGCAGGGGCAGGGGGACGCGGCGGAGGGGGCGCCAUGGGGGAUUUCGGGGGCGGGGGGAUGGGGAGAGGGGGCGGAGGCGGGCUGGGAAGCCGGAUGGGAGGGGGGAAGGGGAUGGGGGGGGACAUGGGGAUGGGGAUGGGGGGAAGGGGGGAGGUGGGGAGAGGGGGGGGAGCAGGGGGCAAUGAGGAGUUUUGGGCGGGGCUGAACCCGCUGCCCCUGGGGGAUGUGCCUCAGCUGCAGGAGUCUGUCGCUGUAGUGGGGUACCCUCAAGGUGAGAGACUUAGACGUGAUGAAAAAAUUCACGUCUUUCAUGUGGCUAUUCAUGUUUCGGGCGGGGCUGAACCCGCUGCCUCUGGGGGGAGUGCCUCAGCUGCAGGAGUGGUGUCUCGAGUCGAGCCCACCAAGUACGCCCACAGCGGGGCACACCUGCUGGCCAUCCAGAUCGCCACUGUGCUCGCCUCACCUCUCCCUUCCCACCCACCAACCUUGCCAGGCGGCGACAACAUCAGCAUAAGCAUGGGAGUGGUGUCUCGAGUCGAGCCCACCAAGUACGCGCACAGUGGAGCCCACCUGCUGGCCAUCCAGAUCGAUGCAGCUAUCAACCCCGGCAACAGCGGCUCCCUUCUCACUCUAUUGCGUCCUUCCCUUUCUCCACACGCAUCCCCACCCUUUAGGCGGAGAGGAGACAACAUCAGCAUAAGCAUGGGCGUGGUGUCACGGGUAGAGCCCACCAAGUACGCACACAGCGGAGCCCACCUGCUGGCCAUCCAUCUCAACUCUGUACUCACCUCACCUCUCCCUGCCCAUCCUGAUUCAUUCCCUCUAAUCAACAAUGCCAGGCGGCGACAACAUCAACAUCAGCAUGGGAGUAGUAUCACGGGUCGAGCCCACCAAGUAUGCACACAGCGGGGCACACCUGCUGGCCAUUCAGAUCGACGCAGCCAUCAACCCUCCCUUCUCCACCUGAUUCGCACCCACCCACCAACCCCCCCAGGAGGCGACAACAUCAGCAUCAGCAUGGGGGUAGUCUCACGAGUCGAGCCCACCAAGUACGCGCACAGCGGGGCGCACCUGCUGGCCAUUCAGAUUGACGCAGCCAUCAACCCCGGCAACAGCGGGGGGAUGGAGCGGCGAUCAGUGUUGGAGGAGGAGAGCGAUUCACCCCGCAUAAAGGGUCUGGGCUGGGGGGACGAGGGCGGGGAUGGGAUGCUGGGGCUAGGGGGCGAAGAUGGGCGGGAGGAGCGGGAGGGGGAGGAGGGGGAGGAGGACUUGGGGGUGGGAGGAGGGUGGGCGGAGAUAGAGGCGGAGCGGGCAGCAGAGGAGGCGGCAGCGCGGGCGGCGCCGGUGGCGAUGAGGGUAGAGUACCGUGUGGUGGGGGUGGCGUUUCAGAACCUCACUGGCGUGGAGAACAUCGGCUACAUAGUACCCACGCCCAUCAUCCACCGCUUCCUGCACGAUGCAGCGCUGCACCACCGCCGCUUCCACGGCUUCUCCUCCCUGGGCGUGGCGUGCCAGCCGCUCGACAACUGGCAGUUGCGCGCACACCUGCGCCUGCCCCCCUCCGCCACGGGCGUGCUCGUGAAUGCGGUGCAGCCUCUCAGUGAGAGCAGCCGGUGGAUUAAAAAGGACGAUGUGCUGACUGCGUUUGACUGCGUGCCUAUAGCCGAUGAUGGUUCCGUGCUGUUCCGCAAGAGGGAGCGACUGCCGUUUGACUAUCUCGUAUCGCUCAAGGGCAGUGGGGAGAGGGCGAUGGUGUCGGUGUACCGAGGGGGGCAGCUCAUUCACUUCGAUCUGACCGUCAACCCGCUCCCCCCGUUGGUCCCAGCGCAGCAGUUUGACAGCGCGCCAAGCUACUUCAUAUUCGCAGGGCUGGUUUUCAUGCCGCUCUCCCAGCCCUACCUGCAUGAAUACGGCCCUGACUGGCUGCACUCCUCACCCCGCCGCCUCUGCGACCUCGCCCUCCGCAACCUGCCCGAGAAACCCGGGCAGCAGAUCAUCAUUCUCUCUCGGGUGCUACCAGACGAGGUCAACAGUGGCUAUGAGCGUCUAGCAGACCUGCAGGUGCUCCAGGUGAAUGGGGAGGAGGUGGACAACAUUCGAGUGUAUUUUAAGUCGACUCAACCCACCUCUCCUGCAACACCCCACCCACCCCCCUCCCUUCUUUCCCUCGUGCACUCCCAGGUGCUCAAGGUGAAUGGGGAGGAGGUGCACAACAUUCGCCAGCUCAAAGACGCUGUGCUGGAAACAUCUGGACCAUUCGUUCGCUUCGAUCUGGAGGAUGGACGAAUCAUAGCCAUUGACAUGGCAGCUGCCAGGAAGGUGAGCAGCUGUUGA
Messenger RNA from Closterium sp. Naga37s-1, 4884 nucleotides. The record is from the annotation of a GenBank genome assembly. NCBI's taxonomy places the organism in Eukaryota, Viridiplantae, Streptophyta, Zygnematophyceae, Desmidiales, Closteriaceae.